This is a messenger RNA of Bombyx mandarina (wild silkworm), 5837 nucleotides long. It is a transcript of the gene fwd, whose product is annotated as phosphatidylinositol 4-kinase beta fwd. Gene Ontology annotation, cellular component: membrane; cytoplasm. The record is from RefSeq and is a predicted model, not a curated record. Gene Ontology annotation, biological process: phosphatidylinositol-mediated signaling; phosphatidylinositol phosphate biosynthetic process. NCBI's taxonomy places the organism in Eukaryota, Metazoa, Arthropoda, Insecta, Lepidoptera, Bombycidae. Gene Ontology annotation, molecular function: 1-phosphatidylinositol 4-kinase activity.
GUCAUCGAUUUCUUUAAUUUUUGGAGAUCUGUUUCUUUAGAAAAUAUUGGAGUUUAUUUUAUUUCGAGAUUAUUAUAUGUAGAAUUUAUAUUUUAAAUUAUUGUGUUAUACUUUACAAUAUUAAAAAAUUAAAAUUAAUAUUGUAGGACCAUAAAAACAAGUUGCAACAACGUUAUUGGUAGUUGUAAAUUUACAAUAUUGUGAAGGCUGUGAUAAGGUAGUAUCGUUUUUGAAACAUCAGUACCGCCUUAAUAUUUCUUAACUUUCAUAGUAAAUUCGUAAAUUGUAGAACAGUUGUUGUGAGGUCGCCAUGUUGUUAUUUACCUUGUGAUUUUAUGCUGGGCAUUUGUGAUAUGGGUAAAGUGUUGUGACGCGGCAACCAGUGUGUGAGCAUGUUGGAGGAUGUUCCCGUGCACGGAAGUCGGUCAGACUCCCGCAAUGGAAAGAGUACUAUCCACCAGAGAAACCUCAGCUUGGAUUUCAGGCAUGUGACAGGCGCAGGAGGGCCGCCAGCGGGAUGCGGUCAUCAAAGGAACAGGUCCCUGGACUCUGUGCUCCAACGGAUACCAGAAGACAUGACACCAACUUCGCCGGAGGAUGCACCUCUGCGACUCACUAUCGAAGCGACGGUACCGAGAUUGGCGCUGCCUCCGGAAGUGCCGACCGGCUCAGACGACUCUGGUAUUCACACGCCGCCCGAUGACAACGAAGACGAGCGACCUCCGCUUCCAACAGCGGCGCGGUCUAGAGAAAGUCUUGAUUCUGGAAAUCCGGAAGACACAGAGAAACCUCCCGAUCCCCCCGAUACGAUAGCAGAACCGACAACUACAGCUGGCACCAGCGUCGCAAGUACGUCCAAAAACAAAGACUCUCUGUUAAGACUAUUCGAGAGUUCGUUGUUUGACAUGAACAUGGCAAUAGAAUAUUUUCACAAUUCCUCAGGCGUACAGACUUAUCUGGCGAAUAAGUUGUUUUCGUUUCCGCACGAGGAUGUCGAUUUUUAUCUGCCGCAGCUGGCAACGAUGUACAUAGAGCUAGCCGACGUAGCGGAGGUGCUAAAGCCGUAUUUGAUUCAUAGAUGUAAACAAAGCACGGAGUUUUCUCUGCGACUCGUAUGGUUGUUGACCGCGUUCGGUGGGGAUUCGACAACGUCUAAAGCGAUGAAGUUGAGAGAAUCCAUACUGGCCGAAAAGAUAAGGCCGGCAGCGAAAAGAGGACAUCACCGAACACAAUCGGACGCUUCGGCGUUGAGAGUGUCGACGCCUCCUUGGAAAUAUUUAGGGGACUUAACAUCUGGACGAGCCUUCGAUAACGGUUGUGUUUGUGGGGAACAGUGUUCGUGCGACGCUCCCAGACUGGCACCGCAUUUAGAGUUCAUGUUGGCGCUAAUGAAUAUCGGACGCCGGUUGGCCAGCGUCGCGGACAAGGAACGAAGGAAUGGCCACCUCAGAGCUGAACUAGCGACUCUGAACCUGAAUUUGCCGGCCAAAGUUUGGCUACCCCUAUAUCACAAGCCUCACUACGUGUUGAGGAUAUCACCGUACGCGGCCACGGUGCUCAAUAGCAAAGAUAAGGCUCCAUACAUAAUGUACGUGGAGGUACUAGAGACUGACGGGCACGAGCCUCUUCCUCCCCGCCAGCUGCCUCCAGCGCCACCGGCUCCCCACUCACCCCCCAUCAGACAUACGAAGAGUGAGGAGAACCUCGUGCCUGAGUGGCCGGCGCUCUCCUUGUAUUCGGCGCUGGACGACGUGGACACCGGAGACUGCUGGAGUCAUGACGACGAUGAGCUCAGCUCUCAUUACGACCACAGAGCGCCCGCGCCCGACAGCGUGUCGCAGGUCUCGGCGGUUUCGGUUCUGUCCACGUCAUCGUGCGGCAGCCGCGAGUCUGUGGCCGUGGUCGCCGGCGAGGUGCGCAGGAGGCUGGUCGACGCCACAGAAGCAGAAACCUUCAGACACGACCCCGCCGAUCCGUCCGCUACUGCACUGAAGGAAUCGUGGGAGAGCAAGCUGUGCCGCAUCCGCGCCAUGUCCCCGUACGGCGCGCUGUCGGGCUGGCGGCUGCUGGGCUGCAUCGUGAAGGUGGGCGACGACCUGCGCCAGGAGCUGCUGGCCGCGCAGCUGCUGCGCCGCCUCACCGCCAUCUGGCGCCACGAGCGCGUGCCGCUGGCGCUGCGCCCAUACGAGAUCCUGUGUUUGGGCCGCGACACCGGACUCAUACAACCGGUGCUGAACUCUGUGUCGCUGCACCAGAUCAAGAAGCAGUCGGGGAAGUCCCUGCGCGCGUGGCUACAGCUGGAGCACGGCGCGCCCACCUCUGAAGGCUUCCUGCGCGCGCAGAGGAACUUCGUGGAGUCCGUCGCCGCCUACGCGCUCGCCAGCUAUCUGCUGCAACUUAAGGACCGGCACAACGGAAACAUCUUAUUGGACAGCGAAGGUCAUAUAAUCCACAUCGACUUCGGGUUCAUAUUCUCUACGUCACCGAAAAAUCUUGGAUUCGAAAGUUCACCGUUCAAAUUGACACAGGAGUUCGUUGAGGUAAUGGACGGCGAACACUCGGACAUGUUUCAAUACUUCAAGAUAUUGAUCCUGCGCGGCCUCAUCGCGGCGCGCAAGUACUGCGACCAGAUCAUACACAUGGUCGAGCUGAUGCGAAUGAGCGGUCAGCUGGCGUGCCUCCGCAGUAGUAGCGUGGUGUCGUCGUUCCGCGCUCGCUUCCAGAGCGGCAAGACCGACCCGCAGCUGCAGGCGCUCGUCGACAGGCUCGUGCAGGACGCGCUCAACUCCAUCUCCACCAGGCUCUACGACAACUACCAGUACCACACCAACGGGAUACUGUGAGCGUCGCCACCCGCCAGCUCAACCAUACGAACUAGAGAUGAAACGGAUAUCCGGUAACUAUCCGGUAUCCGGCCAGGUUUUCACUAUCCAGCCGGAUAGCGUAUAAUAAAUCAGUAUCCGACCGGAUUUCGAAUAGCAAAAUUGAAGAAAAUCUCUUGGUUAUACAAAAGGCUAAUAAUACCACAAUAGGCUAUGGACAACUUUUAUUUUUAUAAUCGCACGUCAAAAGUGAUUGUUUUAUUGUUAUAAUUAGUUUGUUUAAUACUCAAAAUUAACAAGUGGCAAAUUGUGGUGAAUGAAUACCAAAUCGUCGUCGUACCGAGUCGUCGCGAUCUCCGCUCACGUGCGACAACACCCGAACGCGCACGAAUAUUUCCGAAAGGGCCGAACAUCCGACGCUCCGGCCUCGCAGUUUGCCGAAUAUUCGAUAUCCGGUAUCCGGCCAAACCACUAUCCGUUUCAUCUCUAAUACGAACCAUACCGAACUGAAUAUCCAACGAUCGCGUGUGAUGACUAGAGAUGGGAUAAUUCGAUAAAAUUAUAAUGUAAAUCGUUUAUUCUCGCACCGCGCUGCUGCCCCGGGACUUUUUUGGGUUGAACAGGUAGUUUAAAGAGUAAUGGGGGAUUCCCGUAUAAUAAUACUCCUAAACAAAAUUGUUGUAAAGGUAUCAUAAGGCGCAACAAAUUCAUUGAUAGUAAAUUUCCCUGAAGUUAACGGCUAAUGCUAAGGAUCAAAUUAUGCGUGGUAAAGUUCGUGUGCUUCCUUUAGUUCGGUUCGAUUUUGUUCUAUGAACGUAACGUAUUUUGCACAAACAAUAAAUACAAAAAACUCAUGCAAGUAAGUAUAUUUGUGAGUUUAACAUCAAACGAAGGAAUAGCGUUGUAACCGGUGAAUAUGUUAUUUAAAAGCGCCAUUUAACGCAAAAAAAGUUUAGGGGAAAAUAUAGGCACUAUUUUAUUUUUAAUUGCCACAUUCAAUCUAAAUGAAACAUUUCCAACAUGAGAUUUUCUUUGUUAUCACCAAUAGUGCAAUGCAUGAGAUUAGCAUCAAGAACAAAAAAAAUUAGUAUUUGAAUUAGUUUUAGUUUAAGCGGCUUCGGGUUCCUUGGUCGUUGUCAUUUCAUAAAUCAUCAUUUAAAACCUCCUUCACCUCACUCGAACUACCUUCUCUAUAACUUUAAUAAUUAAUAUUCAUUUAAAUCUUAAACAUAUAAUAUUGUAUUCAUAAUAUUAAUUUCUGUUUUAAAAAAUAUAUAUGUGUAUCAUGCUGAGUAAUAAUUUAGAAAAAAAAAAAACAGACACUCCGAAAUUCGCUUGUAAAUGCAUGCUUUUAGCGUUUUAAAGAUUAGUGCCAUAAACAAUAAUGCUUUAUCGUUUUUACUUUAACCUCUGUAUACUUUGCUCAACAUUCAUUGGUCACAUUGUAAUAUCUGAACGCAUUGAGCGUGUUCUAUAUAAGAACACCAGCCACUUGAUCACUUCGGAUAGAAUGAUGAAAUGUAGAAAAUUCCAAAAUAUUGUGUAAAUAUAAAUAUAAAAUAUGUAUUAUGAUAAUUUUCGCAAUGAGAAGACUGAUUGUUCAGGCAUGAAGUGUUAGGUUUAGGUUCUUAACACAUUAAGUUUUAUCCUGUAUAUUGAAAUUCUUUGUGUGCCUGUGGUGUGCGCGAGUGGAAUGCAUUAACUGCAAAUUAAACUGCAUUAAAUGAAAUGAAUUUUAGCGAAAACGUGUCGUGUGUGUGUCAAUGUGGAUAUUUUAUACACCACUAUAUUUUUAUUAUCGAAGAACGAGGUCUCUGUCAAUGUCGGGUGGUUAAUGUGUUGCCAGAAUCAAUACAGGGUUAUUGAAAUGUUGAAAGUAAAAAAAAAAUGGAGUCAUCGUAGUGGACCGUACUCUUCGAAAACAAUAGUUAUAUUGUAGGUUUGUAUGUAUGUAAUCAAGAAUUGUAAAAUAGUCUUUACGUCCUUUUAAUGAAACAAAAUCCAUACACUUUCACUAUCACAUAAAGAUAUAUUUUUAUUUUAAAAAAAAUAGUGGUGUAUUCUUAUCCGUGCGCUAGCUAGGAACUUGUUUGUUCCCCUGAAUGUGGUGUACAUUAAAAUAAUUUUAUAAAGGUUUAAAUUUACGGAUAUGAAAGUAAAUUUUUGGUGUUGCCAAUUAAUUCGUUGUAAGGUGGAACGAGGGUUGCCCCACUAUGUAAUCAUUUAUUGUUUGUAUAAUAAAUGCGUUUACAAUUUUGAUAAUGUUAAAUAAAUAUGUAAUGAAAACGAUUAAAUAUUUUAAUUGAACCUUUUGUAAAUAAUCUUUGGCUCUUUAUUGUAUAACCAACAUUUUAAAGAUGCCAAAUAAUAUGAUUUUUUUAAUAAUUGUUAUUAUUGCAUACAUAAAAUUUAUCUAUUCUCUUUGCUGAAGUUUAAUAACAAUUUGCUGUUAUAUAUUCAUAUAUUUGUUGCGAUAACACGCUUGUGUGUGACGAAGCAUCAAUGCUUUGAUUUGGAUUAAAAACUGAAAAGAAAUCCUAAUGCGUUUGUAACUUGAACAUAUCGAUUCUUUAGUAACAGCAACGCGUUUUAAAAUAUUCAAUUAUAGCUAUAUGUAUAUUGAAGUUAUUAUUGUCAAAUUUGUUUUGUACUAAAGACUGCUGAAUACUAGAUAAUCGAUUUUUAAAAGAGCGCGUUAUCAUAACAUUUUGAAUUAAUUGUUAUGAAAUUCAUGUACGUUUUGAAGUAAAUUAAAGAUAAAUAUGAAGUAUCUAAAAAUUGUAACGUGACCAUAUUUAGUCGAUUCGGGUAAUAAAUAAUAAUAAUAAUAAUCUUUGAAUGUUCGUCAUUACAGAUAAGUAAAUUAUUCUGUUUAAAAAUUGUAAUAACAUUGAAAUGUCCAAAUAGGUCAAAAUUUAAUAAAUUAAUUUAUCAACGUGUACAGAUAAUUGUAAGUAGGUACGUACUUGUAACAUUAAUCUUAUUUUUUUUAAAUAUACAUAAUCAUGGUUUUUA